UCCGCCACGUUUCGCUGGUGCAUGGCGCAUGCACGAUUGUUUAAAAAAGAAACUUUGUUUUGUUCGUAGCGUUUCUUACAAAUUUGAUGAUUGUGCCACCACACUUUAUUUGAGACAAGGUAUAUUUUGUUGUCUUUCGUCAUUUUUGUGUUCCAUCAGAUGGACACAGGGAGGAACUUGCCGCGGUACGCGAGAUGCUCGUGAUGGGUCGAUCACUAGAUUGAGGCGAUGCUUUCCCAAGCAGUGCCUGUCACAGAAGAAUGUGACAGUGAUAAGUGCGAAUUCCUAUCAGGUCCCGUGGCGUCGCAUUGCCAGGAUCAGUCCCAACCGCACACCAUGGGAGGACAACGGUUGAGAGUCGAAACUCUGGUCUUUUUUGACUUGGAGUCAACCGGGCUUCCGUCUUUCAUCCCCAAGCGUCAAGUCAACAUCACGGAGGUCGGCAUGGUAGCCAUCAGGAGGGACAAUUUCAUGUCACCUCUGAGGUACCUCAACAAGAUGACUUUGUGCGUUCGGCCACGGUACUCAAUAUCCGAUGGGGCUUCCCGGCUUUCAGGUCUUUACAACGAGGAACUGGAGCGCUACCCUCCAUUUGAUGACUGCGUCCAGCUGAUCAUGCAGUUCCUCGACUCCCUCCCAAAGCCUGCCUGCUUACUUGCACAUAACGGCAACAAGUUUGAUUUUCCCCUCCUCACCGCCGAACUCAAACGGCUAGGCGUCGGCUUGGAAAUCUCGUGCUGCGACACAUUGCCGGCCCUCAAGCACGUCAUAUCGUUGGGCACCCACAACAACAACAACAACAAGAGCGUCGAAGAACAGGAACUGGCGGCCCUCGAGAGACUACCCGACGAUUUCUGGACCGCGUUCGACGCGUGUGACAUCUUCGACGAAGGCGCCACCAUGGUCGUAGCGGAAGUCACGCCUUCGAAACACGUGAAGACGCAGCCGUUCAACGCGGGGCCCAGGAAGAAGCCAAAGCCAGACGAGGUCAACAUGAGCCAGGCCAACGGAUUCCGACGUGCUCUGUUUAAAGAUGACGCUAUGCCUAGCGUAGCGGUUGACAAGGUAGAUAGCCAGAACAAUGGCUGUUCCAGCAGACACUUACAGGGCUUGACACCGAAAAAGACGCGUCAGUUGCACAGCCUCGCUGCCAUAUACGACAUGUUUUUUGGGGAGUCGUUACCGAAUGCACACAGUGCCGAUGCAGACUGUUUAGCAUUAGCAAAAGUGUGCAAUUAUGUGAGGGACGCGUUCCUCGACUACAUAGAUGCACAUUACGUGCCACUGCACAACAUAUUGUCAAUGUGGUAAGUGCCAAUGGGGCACAUCUCUCACCCGACGGCAUUUUAAUCUAUACUUGCGUUUUACGUUUUUAUACACAUCCAUCGCGAAUGACUGUAAUGCACUAGUGCAUGGCUAUAAUUUGAUUAUCCUAAUUUUUCAAUAUGUUACGGAAGUAUAUUCCGAUUUUAUUAUGUGCACAAGUUUGUUUUAGCCAACGAUUUUAUGCUUCCUUUAUAAGCGAUAUUAGUGUUUACAACCGGAAUGUAUUUAAAAAAUGAAUUUUAUUGUGUCAUACACUACAUUUAUUGAUAUGUAUGUUUUGUUGAAAUCUUUCAUCGCAGACAAAAAAAAACACACAUUUGUGAAAUAAAGAAGCACAUAUGUACGUGCAGUACUUUUGUAGGA
Messenger RNA from Ornithodoros turicata, 1689 nucleotides. Its product is annotated as three-prime repair exonuclease 1-like. The coding region runs from base 229 to 1311 and encodes 360 amino acids. The record is from RefSeq and is a predicted model, not a curated record. Gene Ontology annotation, molecular function: nucleic acid binding; 3'-5'-DNA exonuclease activity. Gene Ontology annotation, cellular component: cytoplasm. Gene Ontology annotation, biological process: DNA catabolic process. The transcript is spliced from 3 exons. Lineage: Eukaryota; Metazoa; Arthropoda; Arachnida; Ixodida; Argasidae.